Messenger RNA from Candidozyma auris, 1632 nucleotides. It is a transcript of the gene MUP1, whose product is annotated as Mup1p. The record is from RefSeq and is a predicted model, not a curated record. Gene Ontology annotation, biological process: amino acid transmembrane transport. Gene Ontology annotation, cellular component: membrane. The transcript has a single exon. The coding region runs from base 1 to 1632 and encodes 543 amino acids. Gene Ontology annotation, molecular function: L-amino acid transmembrane transporter activity. Lineage: Eukaryota; Fungi; Ascomycota; Pichiomycetes; Serinales; Metschnikowiaceae.
AUGCCCGACUUUUUCAAAAAAGAGGCCGAAGACGGUUCUCUUGUUAAAAACUCAAAUGAAAUCAGCUCGCUACAAGAUACCGAAAAUGAUGCCGCCGUGGUGAACAUUGACCAGAACAAAAAGCAGAUCGGUAUCAUUUCGUCAAUUUUCCUUGUCACUAACCGUAUCAUUGGAGCAGGUGUUUUCUCCACCGCAUCCACCAUUUUGAAUCUUUCUGGCUCCGUUGGCACCUCCUUGAUCAUGUGGGUCAUCGGCUCCCUCAUCGCCUUUACUGGUCUACUUACGUAUAUGGAGUUGGGUUCUGCCAUCCCAAGAAACGGAGGUGAAAAAAACUACUUGGAGUACAUUUACAGAAAACCUAAGUUUUUUGUCACCGCCAUGUACGCCUCCUACGUUUUCUUCCUAGGUUGGGCUGCUGGUAACUCGGUGGUGACUGGUGAGUUUUUGCUCAAUGCCGCAGGCAAGGAAGUGACCAAGUGGAACUCAAGAGCCAUUGGCAUUGGUGUGAUCACGUUUGCGUUUUUGGUCAACGGUCUCCACGUGAAGAGCGGGUUGUUUUUGGCCAACGUGCUUGGUGUGUUCAAGGUGGUUGUGAUUCUCUUCAUUUCCGUCACUGGGUGGGUCGCCUUGGGUGGAGGCAUCAAGAACAAGGAAUUCCACAACCCUCACAACUUCACAGACGCUUUCAGCGGUACAACGCCGACUGGCUUUGGUAUCGUCAAUGCCUUGUACAAUAUCAUUUGGUCGUACGUGGGCUACUCGAAUGCCAACUACGCUUUGGGCGAAAUCAAGAACCCCGUCAGAACCUUGAAGAUUGCCGCUCCCACCGCUUUGAUCAUCAUCACCAUUCUCUACAUGUUGGUCAACAUCGCCUACUACUCUGUGGUGCCUGCUGACGAGAUUCGUAACUCGGGUAGAAUUGUGGCUUCAGCGUUCUUCAGAUACGCUUUCAACGAGAAGGCCGAGAAGGCUGCCUCUGUAAUUGUGGCUCUUUCCACCUUGGGCAAUGUCUUGUCGGUGAUUUUCUCCCAGGGUAGAAUCAUCCAGCAGUUAGGUCGUGAGGGCAGUUUGCCAUUCUCGAGGUUUUUCGCUACUCAAAAACCAUUCGACACUCCAUUUGUGGGUCUCUUCCAGCACUGGGUCGUCUGUAUUGUCACCAUUGUGGCUCCUCCCCCAGGUGACGCUUACAACUUUGUAUUGAACUUGAUCUCGUACCCAUUGAACGUUGUCAACACAUUUGUGGCCUUGGGUUUGUUAUGGCUUAAAUGGAACAGCUACAAGGGCAGGACCACAUGGAAGGCCCCAAUCACCACUCCUUUCCCCAUUGUUGCCUUCUUUUUCCUUUCGUCGUUAUACUUGAUCGUGGCCCCAUAUAUCCCACCUUCCGAUGGUCAGAAGGUGUACAACAGUUUGCCAUAUUGGAUUCAUCCAGUUGUUACUUGGGCUGUUUUUGCUGUUGGCGCUCUUUACUGGCUUGUAUGGGUGAAGGUGUUGCCUAGGAUAGGUGGUUACACAUUGGCCAGUAAGGAGAUUCUUGGUGAGGAUGGAUACUGGAGAAACAAGUUUUUCAAGAUCCCUCACGGCGAAAUAAUGGAAGACCUGGAGCUCAGUGAAGCGAAGCCGGUGGAGUAA